Ceutorhynchus assimilis (cabbage seed weevil) is the source of this 3477-nucleotide messenger RNA. NCBI's taxonomy places the organism in Eukaryota, Metazoa, Arthropoda, Insecta, Coleoptera, Curculionidae. The record is from the annotation of a GenBank genome assembly.
AUGAAAAAGUUAUUUUCGAAAAUUGAAAAAAACAUUGAUACCACGACCAAGGAAACGAACACUUUUAUCGGAAAAGUGUUUACUGUGGGCCGACAAACGGUCGUUGUUGAAGAAGUUUUAGCAGAAGGUGGAUUUGCUAUAGUCUAUCUAGUUAAGGGCAGCAAUGGCACUCGAUAUGCCCUUAAACGUAUGUAUGUCAAUAAUGAACAAGACCUCAAUGUUGCCAAACGUGAAAUUCAAAUAACCAGCAGCCUAAAUGGACACAAAAACAUCAUAGGCUAUGUGGACUCUAGUAUAGUCGCCACAGGCAGCGGAGUCUAUGAAGUUUUAUUACUGAUGCCUUUCUGUUCUGAGAAUGUAUUUGGCUUGAUGAGGGCUCGAGGGAAACCCAAUUUUACAGAGACAGAAGUCUUGACUAUUUUCUGUGAUAUGUGUGAAGCUGUUUCCAGGCUACACCAUUGCAAGACACCAAUUAUACAUAGAGAUUUAAAGGUAGAAAAUAUUUUAGUAGGAGAGGAUGGAAAUUAUAUACUAUGCGAUUUUGGAUCGGCUACAGCUAGAAUAUUAAAUCCAACAGAAAAAGGUGUUGCCUUAGUAGAAGACGAAAUUAAAAGGUAUACAACAUUGAGCUAUAGAGCUCCAGAAAUGGUGGAUAUGUAUUGUGGCAAACCGAUUUCUACUAAAGCUGAUAUAUGGGCAUUAGGAUGUCUCCUCUAUAGGUUAAGUUACUUCAGUUUGCCUUUCGGAGAAAGUACCUUGGCUAUUCAAAGUGGCAACUUUUGCAUUCCAGAUAAUUCGCAAUAUUCAAAGGGUUUACAUCAGUUAAUACGUUAUAUGUUGGAACCAGAUUCAGAUAAGAGACCUGAUAUAUAUCAAGUUAGUUGUAUUGCAUUCCAGCUUUUGGGCAAACAAAAUCCUGUGAAAAAUUUAAUGAAAUCUGUUGCUCCCACUUUGGAUGCCAUACCAAUACCACUAUUUGAAUCUGAACAGAAAAAAGCCAACCAAAUAAAAAUCCAAUCAGCUCCCAAAUCAGUAUCAGUGAUGCCCGCUGUAGAAGGUACCAGCGUAAUGCCGCGACAAAGACCAAAAGGCAGCAGCCAGACUCCCUUGAACCUGAACAGCAUUCCCUUGAACAUAUGCUCCAGUCCUAGCGCCUCGAAAAAAUCCCAAAAUUCCCAAAGUCCUAACACCCAAGGUAAUCCUCCCUCUGUUAAUGCUUUUUCCAAUCCUCCUCACUUUCCCGAUUUCGGUCCUAGUGACUAUUUUGUUGCCCAAAGUGAAGAAUUACCUCAUCAGCAGCAACAAUUGGAUUCGUUGUUUCAGUCUUCCAUUUAUCCUGAUCCGUUUCGAGACGAUCAUGGUGGCGAAUCACCAACCACAACAUCUGACAAUAAUGGCAAUAAGGGAGCAGAGGGGGGACAAACUGUAGCUACUGUCAAUGUCGCGUCGCCACUUACCAGUGACAAUCCGUUGUUUGGAUCUGGAAACUUGGGAGGAGGGAUAAGUCCCCUAAAAAGUGGAAUGACUGAAUCGACCAGCAUUAUAGGUAGCAUUACGCCUCCUUUAUCUCCAUCAUUGAGUGUCCCAAAGGGACACAGAAGAAACAUGAGCGACACUACUGCUUUUAACAAGGCAUUUGCGACUGAAACCAACCAAUUCCUAGCCCCUUUCGAAUCUUCUAUGAAAUCGAAAAAUCGUGUGGACUCCCCAACCCAAGCUUGUGCUGAAGACGCGGUCAUGGCUCCGAUGGGAAGUUCUGCUUCUACUUGUGAUGUUAGCUACGCUAUUGGUCCUGAUGGUAGAUCUUUGUCUGUGGACGUGUCCAAUUGGAACCCGUUUGAAGAAGGUGGUCCUCCUUUCAGCCAAAUGACCGAGGAUCAUAUAUUUGGAGCUGAGUUUGAUAAGAUUCGACAAGGCAGUGGCAGUCAAAGCAGUAUUCAAGGAGUCAAAUCACGAGAAAGCCUCGUGAUGCAUCAACAUCACGAAGAUCCUUUUGGCGCAGCCCCAUUUAGUAUUCCAUUAAAGACUCGCGAGAAGACACACAAGAGGCUACAUUCCGCAGUACUCAAACCAGCAAUUCCUGAACCAGUGAUCGAAGAAAAGCCAUACGAAUAUUUGUCCGAAUCUCAAUCAAACACUUAUGCAGAAGUCCCAUUGAUUGGAACCACUGAAACUGAAAGUGACUUUGAAAUGUCGCCCCCGCAUAAAAGUGUACAGAUACCUUUGGAAAUACCUCUUGAAGAUAGGCACAAAUACGAAAAAUUAGUGCAAGGGUUUGAUGUUAGUUCAGACAGUAGUGAGAGAGAAGAAAAAAUAAAAUUAAAGAAAAAGAAGAAAAUUAAUAUUCCAGAAAAAUUACACAACGUAUGUAAAACGGUACCAAUUAAAAAGUCAAAAAAUAAAAAAUCCAAAAAAGAAAUUAAAAAGGAAAAUGUCGAUUCUAAUGAUGACGAUUCCAUAGGUUCUGCUAGUGAUCUUAAAGCAGACGAAGAUAAGGAAGAAGAAGAAGAACCAAAAGAAGACAUCAGAAGUGAAAAUAUCAGCGAAGACAUUCAAACUUGUGGCUCAUCAGCUUAUCAUGCUGAAUGUGAAAGUAUGGCAACUCAUGAAGAGGACUACACAAGCAGAAUAAUUAGAACAAAGAAAAAGGAAGAACCAAUUAAAGAACAAAUAAAUGAAGAUAUGAUUUUCAUUGGACAUCAAUAUGGAGAAAAGCCUUUACUGGCUGACGAUGAAUUGGAUUCUGACUGUGAUAUUCAGCCAGAAAAUGCUAAAUGGGACCCUGAGAAAAAUAUUGCUAAAAAAGAAGCUUUAUGGAUACCUCCAUCUAGUAGCUUUGAAGAUGCAAAUGAUGUUUUCACUUUGGCGCCUUUUGGGAAAUUGAGGCAAAGAAAAGAAGCAAAUGCUUCUUUAAAUCCAUUCUUGACUGAUGAAUUUGCUCUUAGCAGCAGCACUAGUACUUUAGUGAAAAUUAAACCAAAUAACUAUGAAGGUUCUCCUUUGGAGCAAAAAUUUGAAAGUGAUUUUACCCAAGGAACAAAUAUUUUCGAGAUUCCUUCCAUUGAACAAAAUACUGCACUAUUAAUAGAUCUCUCAAAUAGUAGCACUGAUAAUUAUCCAGUACUCGAUCCCACUUUGUCAAUAACUUCUAGACCAGAUUCGCCAAAGACUAAACAAAAAAAAGACAUCAAGAAAAAAGAGAAAUCGAAAUAUCAACUCUUCGGUGACAUUUCAGAUGAAAGCCCGACUAUUGAUAGACAAAAAGAUAGGAUCAAAGGUAGUUCUGGCAGCAGCAAAAUAUUUACCAAACCGAAAAAAAAAGUGGCAGUAGAAAAAGGCUUCAGUAACAUGAGUUUUGAAGAUUUUCCUUCUGACGAAGGCGAAGUUGUUACCAACUCGGAAUUGCCGUUCGAGGUGCUUAGAAGUCCCGACGAGGAAAGCCGCAGAGCCAGAAAGAUCUCUAACCCGUUUUCCUGA